Messenger RNA from Trichosporon asahii var. asahii CBS 2479, 1671 nucleotides. RefSeq names its product AMP binding protein. Bases 1 to 1671 code for a protein of 556 amino acids. The transcript has a single exon. Gene Ontology annotation, biological process: secondary metabolic process. Gene Ontology annotation, molecular function: CoA-ligase activity. Lineage: Eukaryota; Fungi; Basidiomycota; Tremellomycetes; Trichosporonales; Trichosporonaceae. The record is from RefSeq and is a predicted model, not a curated record.
AUGUCGCCGACGAUCUACAAGUCCGACUACCCCGCGCCGCCGCUGCCGACGUGCUCCGUUUUCCACUACCUCUUCCCCGCCGUCGACGGUCAAUCACCCCUUGAGCGCUUUGACCCUGCCCUCCCGGCCUACAUCGACGGGCUCGACGGACGAGUGCUUACUCGCGGCGAGCUGCGGGACGGUGCGACCCGUCUCGCCGGCGGACUGCGCCAGCUCGGCCUCGACCGCGAGGAUGUUGCGCUGCUGUGGGGCGUCAAUUCGCUUGAGUGGGCCAAGGCAGUCUACGGCUGCAUGGCCGGCGGUCUGACCGUCUCACCCGCCAACGUUGCCUACUCGCCCAAGGAACUCGCCCACCAGAUCAACAACUCGGGCGCUCAGAUCGCCUUCAUUGACGAGGCCCUCCUCGAUCGCUUCAACGAGGCGCGACCACUGCUCGAGCGCGAGUUUCCGCCAGAGCGAGUCAUCCUCCUCUCCAAAACCCCCGUCGCCGGCCCGCACCGCUCCGUCACCGAGAUCACUGGCGAGCCGACUGAGGAGUUCUUCGACGGCGAGCGGAGCCACGCGACCGCAUGGCUGUGCUACUCGUCCGGUACCACCGGACUGCCCAAGGGCGUCGAGACGACGCACUACAAUUCGACGUCGGAGCUGCAGGCGCUCAACGUGGGCGCGCGUCAGAUCCGGUCAGGGCACGACGUCGUGCUGGGCGUCCUCCCCUUCUCGCACAUCUACGGCCUCGGCAUGGUCUUCCUGCAGACAAUCGCGCAGGGCUGUCCCGUCGUCAUCCUCCCGCGCUUCCAGGAGCUCCCCGCGCUCGCGGCCAUCCAGCGCUUCCGCAUUACGCAUGCGCUGUUCGUGCCGCCGAUCAUUCUGACGCUCCUCAACUCGUCCAAUGUGCGCAAGUAUGACCUCUCCUCGCUCGAGACGAUCACAUCUGGCGCUGCGCCCCUCGGCGGCGAGAUCGCUGAUGCAUUCGGCAAGCUCCUUCCUGGCGUCACCAUCAUCCAGGCGUACGGCAUCACGGAAACGUCGCCCGUCGUGUGCACUGCGCGGGCGGACGAGUUUGCCGCCCGUCCCGGAGCGGUCGCGACGUGCGGCAAGCUCCUGCCGAACUACGAGGCGCGCCUGGUCGCCGACGGCGUCGACGUGCCCGCUGGCGAGAGGGGCGAAAUCUGGGUCCGCGGCCCAACCGUCAUGAAGGGAUACCUGAAGAACCGGGAGGCGACGCGCAAGGCCAUCGCGCCGGGCAACUGGUACCAGACUGGCGACAUUGCAGUCCGCGACGCCGACGGGUGGUACACGAUCGUCGACCGCGUCAAGGAGCUCAUCAAGUACAAGGGCUUCCAGGUCCCGCCUGCCGAACUCGAGGCGCUCCUCCUGCUCCACCCUGAUGUCAUCGAUGCGGGCGUUGUGGGAGUCUACGACGCGAGCCAAGCGACGGAGCUCCCGCGAGCGUACAUUGUCGCCCGCGAGGGUGCCGAGACAGCUGCUCUUGGCCGGAAUGUUGCUGCAUGGGUCGCUGCCCAGGCUGCGAAUCACAAGCGUCUGCGCGGAGGAGUCGUCAUCAUCGACCAGGUGCCGAAGAGUGCGGCGGGCAAGAUCCUUCGGAAAGAGCUGCGCGUCCGGGCACAGGCCGAGCUGGAGGCUGCCCGAGGCGGCGUCGCGAACCUGUAA